This is a messenger RNA of Penicillium antarcticum, 2112 nucleotides long. RefSeq names its product putative phosphoinositide phosphatase (Sac1). Gene Ontology annotation, biological process: phosphatidylinositol dephosphorylation. Gene Ontology annotation, molecular function: phosphatidylinositol-4-phosphate phosphatase activity. The transcript has 3 exons. Gene Ontology annotation, cellular component: endoplasmic reticulum. The record is from RefSeq and is a predicted model, not a curated record. Lineage: Eukaryota; Fungi; Ascomycota; Eurotiomycetes; Eurotiales; Aspergillaceae. Bases 1 to 2112 code for a protein of 703 amino acids.
AUGGCGCCUCCUAUUCUGCCUUUUAGGGAUAUUAAUCUCCAUGCGUCACCUUCGCACUAUGCCUUCACUUCCCCCUCGUCGCCCCAGGCACCCACUCUUGUUGUUGACAGACCAACUGGUGACUUGCGCUUGAACGAUGGCCCUCUUUCAGGAGCCAAGCGCAUUUCCAGUAUUGCCGGAAUCUUGGGAAUUCUCAAGCUGAAGCUUGACAAAUACAUCAUUGUCAUCACCAAAGCGCAGCCCAUGGGCCGAUUGCGCGGCCACAUGGUCUACAAGGUCGCAGGAACAGAAUUUCUUCCUAUGCGAGAACGACCACUGCACGACACUGACGAAGAUGCCUACCUCACACUGGUCAAGGACCUCCUGCGAACUGGACCUAUGUACUUCUCAUACUCGCUCGAUCUCACAAACAACUUCCAGCGACAAUCGCAGACCCCGCCCAACAUUCCCAUGUGGAAGAGCGCAGAUGACCGCUUCUUCUGGAACCGUUUUAUUCAAACCGACCUUAUUGAUUUCAGCCUAGGCGAGAACGACAAGAGCGGAAUUCGUUAUGGUCCUCAACCAGGGGCUGACCCAUACAUCUUGCCGGUGAUGUUUGGUAUGAUGCGCAUUACCCCCGCCAAAGUCAAGGGGACAUCUUUCACCUUUGCCCUUAUCACCCGACGAUCCAGACAUCGAGCCGGAACUAGAUACUUCUCCCGUGGAAUCGACGAGGAGGGACAUGUCUCAAACUACAAUGAGACAGAGCAGGUUGUGAUUUUGAACGACUCGGCAGGUGGACUUUCUGGGUUCGCUGGAGGCCAAUCAAUGACUAACGGUAAAUCCGGACAAGACCUCCAGGUCUACUCCUUCGUGCAAACCAGAGGAAGCGUGCCUGUAUUCUGGGCCGAGGUCAAUGAUUUAAAAUACACACCAAAGCUUCAGGUUCGUGGAGUGGAGACUGCUGUUGAAGCUGCUCGCAAGCAUUUUGCCGAACAGAUUCGCAUUUACGGAGAGAACUACAUGGUCAAUCUCGUCAACCAGAAAGGCAGGGAGGAGCGUGUCAAACGGGCAUAUGAACAGCUGGUUCGCACACUAGUUACCACCACUUCCGAAAGAACCACGGCUGAUCAAAGAACCCCCGAGAAGAUUCAUACAUUAGAACCAGGUUCCAAGCAGAAAGAGAUGGACCGCUUACACUACGUGUACUUUGAUUUCCAUAACGAGACCAAGGGACUCAAGUGGCAUCGUGCAGAGCUGCUGAUGGGCCAUUUGAAUGAUGGGCUGGCCCAGGGCGGUUACUUCCGUGGGGUAGAAAGCCCUGGUGCGCCUGGCGGACAGCUGGACACUCGUUCUACGCAAACAAGCGUUGUCCGAACAAAUUGUAUGGAUUGUCUCGACCGCACCAACGUUGUGCAGAGCAUGCUCGGACGCUGGGCGGUCACUCGCCAACUCAUUGACGCAGGUGUUCUCCGUACAGGAGAAACUGCAAACGAUGACCGAGAGUUCGAGGACUUGUUCCGGAACAUCUGGGCAGACAACGCUGAUGUGGUCUCCAAAUCUUAUUCUGGAACUGGUGCUCUGAAGACCGAUUUCACGCGAACAGGCAAGCGUACUCGCGCUGGCAUGUUGCAAGAUUUGAACAACUCGAUCACCCGAUAUGUCCGCAACAACUUCAUGGAUGGCCCUCGACAAGAUGGCUUCGACGUGUUUUUGGGCACCUACCUUCCCUCAGACUCGACCUUUGCCAAUAUCCAGCUGUUCAUUGACCAGCGACCUCUUGUCAUCCAGGCUAUUCCAUACAUUUUCGCUGCUAGUGUGUUCAUGGUUCUAGUUGCUCUUUUCACUAGACGAAUGCCUGAUGCCGCUGCCUGGCCUCUUCGCCUGUUUAUGCUGUUCUGGUUCAUUGUUGCGGCCUACUGCUUCCGCUUCGUUCAUGGACACGGCAUGCUCUACGUCAAUUGGCCAAAGCUCAACACGCCGAUUGCCGGUGCCGAAGGUUACCAGGAUGCCCUCAUCAAAGCGAAGUCUGACCCCCUUGUUGGCCAAUGGCUCCCCGCCAGACGCCACCAACGCGGUAUCAGCAAUGCCCGUCUUGUCUUCCUAGAGGAGGGCAAGACCAGGAUUGAGUGA